Messenger RNA from Laetiporus sulphureus 93-53, 804 nucleotides. RefSeq lists its product as uncharacterized. The record is from RefSeq and is a predicted model, not a curated record. Bases 1 to 804 code for a protein of 267 amino acids. The transcript has 5 exons. Lineage: Eukaryota; Fungi; Basidiomycota; Agaricomycetes; Polyporales; Laetiporaceae.
AUGCGUCAUUAUCAGGGCCUACUGCGCGGUCCUUGCAAAACGACCAGCCCAACGCGUGGAUCCGACGUUUGGAACCCGGAUAAUGGCGGAGCAGGCUGGCUCAUUGCCCUCCAACUAUUUACUGAUGCGUCAUUAUCAGGGCCUACUGCGCGGUCCUUGCAAAACGACCAGCUCAACGGGCCUACUGCGCGGUCCUUGCAAAACGACCAGCCCAACGGGUGCAUGGAGCGCGUCUCCUUCAGAAAGACCCGGUCCGGUGCAGAAUUUUCCCCAUGGUCAUGCGAGUUAGGCGAUCCCAUCUAUGUAACACGAGAAUUCGAUCUCGACGCUGCGGUCAUGGAAGCAAUGGAGGAAGAAUCUAAGCGCGAAACUGCCAUAGACCAAGAUCCUGACAACGCACUGGCAACCCCCGAAAAGCGGGUUAGAGAGAUCACAAAGGAGGAUUACCACCAGAAUCAGCGUGGAAAACGAAGGAGAAGAGAGAUGAGAGAAGCACAGAGGGAAAAGGCAGACGGUGCAAAGCGCAUCUCAAAGAAAAUUCGAGAGCGGAGCUUGGCUGUGCUUUGUGACCAUUCGAUCGAAGACGACAUAACCGAUACCUUAACCGCAGACGCAAACAUGUCACAACCUGGCCUGCAGGAACUGCCUACUGGCUUCCCUCUGGACAUGAAAACAGACUCGGUAGCUUCCACCGCGUUCAUCGGCAAACGCAUUCCUCGGAAACAAACAGAUGGAAAAGGUCUUACACUACAAGAGGUUCUCGCACAAGAAGGCAUGCAGCUGAUCGAAUGGGAUGGAAAGUGA